CAAAUCAGAGAUGAUUUUGACACAGCCGUCACUAAAAAUGUCAUCAUUGUUUUUCUGUGCAUUUUCAUCAACUACGUCAACGGGACUCUGGUCUUGACAUUCUUUAAGAACCGAAUAUUUUAUGAGACUUCACGAUACAUACUGUUCAUUCACAUGGUAAUCAAUGAUAUUAUUCAGUUAACUGUUGCAGUGACAUUAUUUGUAUUGAGUUAUAUAUUAUUUAAAAUCAAUGCCUCCUUCUGUUGUUUUCUAUUGUCAGUUGCUGUCUUUGCCACUACGAACACCCCUCUGAGUCUCGCAGCGAUGGCUGUUGAGCGUUACGUAGCCAUCUGCAACCCCUUGCGGCACUCUCAGAUCUGCACGGUGCGCAGGACACACAUUCUCAUUGCUGUGAUCUGGGCUGCAGGCACCAUUUCCAUAUUACCAGAUUUGUUUAUCCUUUUGGCAACAGAGCCAGUAAGUUUUUUCCACUCAUCUGUUUUCUGCAUUCGCGAUUAUGUUUUCAGGUCUCCUGAUCUUGUUCAGAAGAGAACCAUUUUGCAUGCCGUAAACUUAGCUUUUGUUUGGUUUACUUUAACGUACACUUAUUUCAGAGUCCUGUUUGCAGUGAAGUCAGCCACCACGGACACAGCUUCUGCUGCAAAGGCUCGCAACACCAUCCUGCUGCACGGGGUCCAGUUGCUGCUGUGUAUGCUAACGUACAUUGGACCUUCCCUGGAAUACAUUAUCUUAUAUAUCUUUCCAGGGAAGUCCUUAGAAAUUCGAUACUUCACUUACUUAAUAGUUCAGGUACUGCCUAGGUCCUUGAGUCCCAUGAUCUACGGGGUCAGAGACCAAAUGCUUAGAAAGUACCUGAAAAGACACUUUUUAUGCAAGACUGUAAAAGACGGACAGCUUCAACCCAAUAACAAUCAUCAGACAUCAUGA
Molecule: messenger RNA, 927 nt
Organism: Polyodon spathula (Mississippi paddlefish)
Lineage: Eukaryota; Metazoa; Chordata; Actinopteri; Acipenseriformes; Polyodontidae
Product: odorant receptor 131-2-like
Exons: 1
Coding region: 154-927 (257 amino acids)
Biological process (GO): G protein-coupled receptor signaling pathway
Cellular component (GO): membrane
Molecular function (GO): G protein-coupled receptor activity
Source: RefSeq, a predicted model, not a curated record